This is a messenger RNA of Nipponia nippon (crested ibis), 1964 nucleotides long. The record is from RefSeq and is a predicted model, not a curated record. NCBI's taxonomy places the organism in Eukaryota, Metazoa, Chordata, Aves, Pelecaniformes, Threskiornithidae.
AUGACGGAUGAAUGGGGCAGCUUGAAAGACAGACGAGAUAUUGGCAUCACCAUGUUUACCCUCCUAUUAGCGGUGGUAGUCAUGCAACUUAACAGCACCAUGAAACAGCGAUAUCACGACACUCGGUUUUGGGCACUGGAGUUGCGUGUUGCGACAUUUGAUGUCUCUCAGAACAGCGAUUCAGAUCGCUGUGGCUGUGAGCAAGGGUUUCCCCUGAACCUCCUGAAAACCACUGAAUCCAAGGUUUCCGUUAUUCCAGUGGAAACCGAUGAUCUGAAACUGAUCCAUCAGAUGCUCAAAGUAGUUGAAAACCUUGGCGUGAGCUAUGUAAGAAGUAGUGAAAUGUACAAAACUAAGCUGGGGGCUGAGCUCCGGAAACUUAAGUUUCCCUANNAGGCUUUGGCUGAGGAUGAUUAUGAGGCAAGAAGAAAAGACCAUAUCUCUCAUUUCAUACUACGCCUUGCUUACUGUCAGUCUGAGGAUCUCAGGCGUUGGUUUCUUCAACAAGAAAUGGAUCUCUUGCGAUACCGCUUCAAUGAACUGACUGACAGUUUAAGGCAGAAAUUCCUGGAACACGUUAACUUAUCUUUUGAAGCUAUCAGUGAAGACCUGAAAAAUGAAUUGGCAAAUGAGCUGUAUGCAUCAACCCCUGGCCUCACUAUGAUUAAAGUAAAAGAACAAAUGUUCUAUAAGGUUGGACUUGCAGAUGCUGUGGAUCUGUUUAGAGCCAGAAGAGUGUUUAUUAAAGAUGGCUUUGCCUAUGUGCCACUUAAGGACAUUGAUGCGAUUGUUUUGAAUAACUAUAGAACAAAGUUAUCUAAAGCACUGGCGCUGACAGCACGAUCGCUGCCUUCCAUACAGUCUGACGAGAGACUACAACCUCUACUUAAUCAUCUCAGCCAUUCUUACAUUGGCCCAGAUUACAGCGUGCAAAAGAACACUGGCAAAAUUUCUCUAGAACAGAUCGAUACUCUUUCUGUGAAAUCAUUCCCUCUUUGCAUGCGCCAGUUGCACAAAGCCCUACGCGAUAACCAUCAUCUCCGUCAUGGAGGCCGUAUGCAAUACGGACUGUUCUUAAAAGGCAUUGGCUUGACUCUGGAACAGGCACUGGAAUUUUGGAAGAAAGAAUUUAUCAGAGGAAAAGUGGAUGCAGACAAGUUUGACAAAGGAUAUGCUUACAGCAUUCGCCACAGCUAUGGGAAAGAAGGAAAGAGAACUGAUUAUACCCCAUACAGCUGCAUGAAGAUUAUCAUGUCCAAUCCACCAAGUCAAGGGGAUUAUCACGGGUGCCCAUUCCGCCACAGUGAUCCUGAGCUAUUGAAGCAGAAGCUGCAGUCAUACAAGAUCUCUCCCAGUGGAAUAACUCAGAUCCUGGAAUUGGUGAAGGGCAUGCAUUACCAGCUGGCCUGUCAGAAGUACUUUGAGUUGACGCAUGAUGUUGAUGACAUUGGGUUUUCUUUGAAUCAUCCUAAUCAGUAUUUUACAGAGAGUCAAAGGCUAUUAAAUGGUGGUAGAGAACUGAAGAAGGAACUAAGUAAUUCAGGAAACUCUCAACAAAAAAGUAAUAGUCAGGAAAGCAUGAAUUCAAAUCCUACUCCCACCUCUUCAAAAACACCAGCUGAUGCAGACCUGGAGGAACUGGAGGCAUACUUCACUGAAGACUAAGCAGCUGUGUUAUUUGCUUCUUUCCCUUCUCUAGCUGAAUUUGUCCCUAUACUAAGCAAUAUGCACUUCACGACCUGGAAGACACAGGCUUUUAGUGCUUUGAAUAGGCUGAAGAAAAGAAAGAUAGAUACUGAAGCUGUAAUUGCAUCCAGUACUUAGUCUCGCUGCUUUAGGAUGCUGUUUUACACGGCAUGUUGAAGGAUGGGAAAAUGAAAGUUCCUUCCCAAUUAUUAGGUGAUUUUUGUCUGACUUACAUUUUUGUUUUUCUUCAAAAUGUUUAAAUAUUUUUAUCCCAUUUU